GUGGCCAAUGUCUUCCUUUUGGCUCCUAAAUCUCUUGCUCCUCAUCCAGCCAGCUUUUCAGGUAUCAGACAGUGACAGCUUUCUGAUAUAUAAUGAAAACCUCAAGCUUUGUAUACAAUCUCAGAAAUCUGGUUCCAUCAUCGUGGACAACUGUGAUGAGGAUAAUGAGGGGCAACAUUUCAAGUGGGUUUCCAAUGACCAGAUUUUGAACAUGGCAGUGAAGUUAUGCCUGGCAGUGCCUUCCAAGUCAAACCUGGUUGCCCUCACCCUCUCCCCCUGUAAUGAGACGACUGAACUUCAGAAAUGGGAAUGCAGAAAUGACAGCCUCCUUGCUCUCAAACAGGAAGACUUAUUUUUAAAUCCUGAAAGUGGCCCCCAAAGCCGUGUUAUGCUGUCUAAAGCAGCCACCAGUACCUGGAAGAUCUAUGGAACAAAAGACAGUUUGUGUUCCAAGGGCUAUGAAGCUCUGUAUACCUUAAGAGGCAAUGGUUUUGGAGCCCCCUGUGUGUUUCCAUUCAAGUAUCGGAAUAAAUGGCAUGCUCAGUGCAUAAGAGAGGAUGAUGAGCAUGGACAACUUUGGUGUGGAACAACUGCAGAUGUGGAUAGAGACUCUUUACGAGGAUACUGUCCAAGGAAAGAUGACCGUGAUGAAUUAUUCUGGACCAGAAACCAAUGGACAGGGGAUCUCUACCAGAUCAAUUACCUCUCAGUUCUAACAUGGUACCAAGCAAGAAAAAGUUGUCAGCAACAGAAUGCAGAAUUACUGACUAUCACAGAUCUACAGGAACAAGCGUACCUGACAGGAUUAAUAAAUGAUAUAUCUACUUACUACUGGAUUGGUCUGAACGCUUUGGAUCUUGACAAUGGAUGGCAGUGGAUUGGCAACCAUCCUUUUAGAUAUUUAAAUUGGUCUCCAGGCAGCCCAUCCCCAGAAACAGAAAAAAUCUGUGGAUCAAUGCAGUCUACAAAUGGCAAAUGGCAGAAUGAAAAGUGUCAACAGAAACUUGGAUACAUUUGCAAAAAAGGAAACUCUUCACUGGAUGUUUCUCUUAUUCCCACAGAUGGCUUAAAGCCUAUUAAAUGUCCAGAUGGCUGGGCUGCAUAUGCUGGCCAUUGUUACCGCCUCAACAGACACCCCAAGACAUGGAAAGGGGCAUUGCUGUCCUGUCGAAGGGAACGUGGAGAUUUAUUAAGUAUACACAACACUAUGGAACACAGCUUUGUCAUUUCACAGCUAGGCUACCAGCCAACGGAUAUUCUAUGGAUUGGACUAAAUGACCAGAAGACUCUGAUGUAUUAUGAAUGGAGCGAUGGCUCUACAGUGAGAUUCACCAAGUGGCAGAAAGGAAAACCUACACAAAUUAAUGGUGUGCAAAGCGACUGUAUCAUCAUGAAUGGAGAGAGGGGCUACUGGGCAGAUAAUUAUUGUGAAGAGGAACUUGGUUACAUCUGCAAAAGAGAACCAUUGGCAUUUCUUUCUGAAGAAGCUGAAACUGCCAGUCCAGAUUGCCAGAAAGGCUGGAAAAGGCAUGGAUCCUAUUGUUACUUAAUUGUACAAACAUCUGCAACAUUUUCAGAAGCACAGACAUUCUGUGAAACAAACAAGGGAUCUCUGACUUCUGUGGAGAACAGAUAUGAGCAGGCCUACCUGACUAGUCUAGUUGGGUUUCGUUCUGAAAAAUAUUUCUGGAUCGGCCUUUCAGAUGUAAAGCAACCAGGCACAUUCCACUGGACCAAUGGAGACAGUGUUCUGCUCACCCACUGGAAUGCAGAAAUGCCUGGUCAGCUUCCGGGCUGUGUUGCCAUGAGAACUGGGACUGCAGCUGGAUUGUGGGAUGUUGUGAACUGUGAGGAGAAGGCACCUUUCAUCUGCAAACAACUGGCAGAAAUUGUGACAACUCCUGCCCCAACAACAAUUCCCCCUCCCCCAUGCCCAGAAGGAUGGCAUCCAAGCAAUUCUAGAAGCGUGUGCUUUAAAGGCUAUAACAAAGACCUUCGGGACAAGAAAACUUGGUUUGAAGCAGAAGAUUUUUGUAGAACAAUUGGGGGGAACCUCAUGUCUGCUCACAAUAAGGAAGAGCAUCAGCUGCUAAAAAGAAUUUGUGACAGCUUGUGUUGGAUUGGUUUAAAUGAGUUGGAGCCCGAUAAAGGAUUUUCUUGGACUGAUGGAUCUCCUCUUGACUUUCAAGAAACCUUUCGGCCUUACAAAGACUACGAUUGCAGAGGAGUGAUUCUACAUUAUUUAUGGUGGAUAGUUGAAUGGUGUGAGAAUUAUCACAGCUGGGUUUGUCAAAUAAAGAGAGGUGUACCAUUAAAACCGGAACCAAGCAAUGAUUUUGCAUAUCCAUUUCAAGUAACUGAAGACGGCUGGAUUGCAUUCAAUGGCACUGAGUACUAUUUCAGUAACACAACUUUAACUGCAGGAAGAGCCCGGAGAUUCUGCAAAAAGCACAAUGGAGAUCUUGCUGUUAUUGAAAGUGGAAGUGAAAACAAGUUUUUGUGGAAAUAUGACAUUACUUUCAGAACUGAAGGAAACAUUUUCAUUGGUUUAAUUCUGGGUCCGGAUAGAAGUUUUGGCUGGGUGGACAGAACUCCAGUGACCUAUGUAGCCUGGGCACCCCUGGAACCCAACUUUGCAGACGAAGUCGAAUUUUGUGUGAUCAUGUAUCAUAAAACAGGCUUAUGGAAUGACAUCAAUUGUGAAACUGAGAAUAGAUUUAUCUGUGAAAGGCGUAACAGUUCUGUCCCUUCAACUGUUGCUCCGACAACGCCUGAACCUCUUGGAGGCUGUCCUCAAGGCUGGCACUUCUUUGGUAACAAGUGCUUCCAACUAUUUGGCCUUCAUGAAGAAGAAAGAAAAAACUGGUCUGAUGCACAAGCUACUUGUGAAGAUCUAGGAGGAAACCUGGCUAGUAUUCCAAACAAAGUCGUUCAAGCAUUCCUGACACUGCAUUUACAAAGUGCUUCCACUGAUCCUUGGAUUGGACUGAGUAAUACUUAUAGUCGAGGCACAUUUGUAUGGAAAGAUAGAAGUGUUGUCUAUUAUACAAACUGGGCCAAAGGCUUCCCACUUGGGAAUUAUGAUAAAACCGUCUGCGUUUUUAUAACGAAGGAACCUGAAAGAGAGGCAGGAAAUUGGAGAAGUGGAAAUUGCUAUUCAAAGAAAAGCUACAUCUGCCAAAGAAACACUGACCUUGCAUUUUCACGCUCUGAAAUGACGAUUCCAGUCUCUGGCUAUACCCUCUUUGGAAACAGCAGUUACUCUCUUGCUGGCCCCAAAAUGACAUGGGAAGAGGCCAGGAAAAAAUGCAAUUCCGAACAGGCAGAGCUCGCCAGCAUUUGGAAUCCCUACAUUCAGUCAUUCCUGUGGCUACAGGUGUUAAAAUAUAGGCAGCCCAUGUGGAUUGGCUUGAACAGCAAAAUGACUGGUGAGCAAUACAAGUGGAUCAACAACCGGAGACUGACAUAUACUAAUUGGGCUCCUGAAGAACCAAAGCAGAAGAUAGCCUGUGUCUACCUAGACCUUGAUGGUCACUGGAAAACAGGAACUUGCAACGAAACAUUCUUCACGGUCUGUGAGCGACAUCAUGGUGACAUCCCAGCGGAAGCACCACAGCGGCUAGAAGAAUGCCCUUCAUCAAAAGGAUACCCAAAAGCUUGGGUUCCUUCUCGGACUCAUUGCUAUCAAUUCUACCCUACGUCAAAUACAUGGGCACAAGCAUUUAUAAGAUGUACUCAGCUAGGUAGCACCUUGACUUCAAUAGAAGAUUUAGCUGAGCUGGAAUUUUUGGUGGAACACACUCAGCAAUUCCGUCAACGAGAAUUUUGGAUAGGAUUAUUCAAAAAUAUAGAUGGAGAAUGGGUAUGGGAAGAUAACACUGCACUGGAUUUUAUUAACUGGAAAGGUGAAUACCCCAUAUUUGAUCCAGAAUAUGAAUUUAUGGGACCCGCUUCUGGUCUUCCUGACUAUUGGAACUAUUGCAUUUUCAUGUAUGGUGAUAGUGGAGAGUGGAUCAGGGGAGACUGCACACAUUCGCGUGGAUUUAUUUGUAAAACAAACAAAGUUUUUGAAGAGGCAAGUGGAGUACCUACAAAAAGUACAGUAGAGCAAGAUGAUGUUCCAGAAUUACUGCAAGGCAGACUGAUGAUGGUGGUUCUCCCAGCUCUCCUCAUCGUUAUUGCUGUGGGUGCUGCAGUCUAUAUUUUCUACAAAAGAAGACACAGACAGCCACAAACUUUACUAGCGGGUGUCGAGACCCUUUCGCAUCAGGACAGCACAAUAGUUUCUCAGAAUCAGUACUCAGAAUUUAUUGUGGAGAAGCAAGAGGGGGAUUAAUACAUUCAGGCACAAAUGCUAUGCACAUUUACAUAGGAGUAAGUGCCACUGAACUCAAUAGGACUUACUUCUGAAUGAGCAGGUUUAGGAUUAUACUGAUAAUUCAUUUAUUUCAAAGAAGUAACCAUUGUUGGGAAUUGUCCCAAUAUGCAGGGGCACUUUCUACAAAUGGAGUCAGGAUGUAGAAUGCUCUGAAUGUGUAAUGUUUAUUCAAUAAAAAUAUAUU
This is a messenger RNA of Podarcis raffonei (Aeolian wall lizard), 4562 nucleotides long. RefSeq names its product macrophage mannose receptor 1-like. NCBI's taxonomy places the organism in Eukaryota, Metazoa, Chordata, Lepidosauria, Squamata, Lacertidae. Bases 8 to 4336 code for a protein of 1442 amino acids. The record is from RefSeq and is a predicted model, not a curated record. Gene Ontology annotation, molecular function: signaling receptor activity. The transcript has 30 exons.